GAGUUGGCAGCACUGUUGGGAAAACGAGAAGCAGCCUCAUUAUGGGUGAUAUGAGCUGGAAAGAUUUUCUCACACAGGCCAAGCAAUUUCUGGAUAUUUCCCAACAGUUGGGAGAUAGUUGGAUGCUGCAGGAAAAGGACUCGAAUGAACCCAACACCUUCCUCAAGUUUAGUCAAAAGAUUAAGAGUAAAAGUGGGGAACUAAUCAAUGUGGAGUACCAUGUGGUCUACAGUGUCUCCUAUCAAGUGCCCAUGCUAUUUUUCCAGGCUCACAGAUCGGAUGGCAGCCUCCUAGAUAUAGACGCCACCUGGCACUGCUUCAUGCCAGAGAGUAAGGCCGGUGAUCUUUACCAGAUAUUGACCCAAAUGGACCAUCCCGUGCUCUUCAAGCCCUUCAUGGCCCUGCAUCCCUGUCGCACCGCCGAGGUCCUGAAGCAAUUCGGCCAGCCCAGUAACAAUCAGGUGCUCACAUUCAUCAGUCUCUACGGUCCCCAGGUGCAGUUGAAUCUGCAGAAUGCAUACGGCCUCAGCUCUCAGAGUUCAUACACAUAAUUCGCAUUU
Drosophila kikkawai is the source of this 560-nucleotide messenger RNA. It is a transcript of the gene Atg10, whose product is annotated as Autophagy-related 10. Gene Ontology annotation, cellular component: intracellular anatomical structure. The record is from RefSeq and is a predicted model, not a curated record. Gene Ontology annotation, biological process: protein lipidation; protein modification by small protein conjugation; macroautophagy. NCBI's taxonomy places the organism in Eukaryota, Metazoa, Arthropoda, Insecta, Diptera, Drosophilidae. Gene Ontology annotation, molecular function: Atg12 transferase activity.